Molecule: messenger RNA, 7371 nt
Organism: Anopheles coluzzii
Lineage: Eukaryota; Metazoa; Arthropoda; Insecta; Diptera; Culicidae
Exons: 8
Coding region: 2347-6366 (1339 amino acids)
Source: RefSeq, a predicted model, not a curated record
UACAGACAGCAGAAGCAGCAUCGAUACCAGCACCGUAUCCUUCGCAAAACGCAAAAGUGCCGGAAGAGGCAAAGUGCUUCGUCUCGUGACAUUAUUUUGACCGUUGGGUUAAAACUGCGGAAUUGUGUGUUUUUAGUGUUCGUGUUCGACUGAUCAAGCAUUGGUGGAAAAUGUUGAAAACACUACCAAUUACAUACGGCGGCCGAAAGUCUAGCAGCGGCAGUGUGAACGGUUGUGAAAAUGCGAAGAAAACUGCCGGCUCUCUAGCGGUCGUGUGCUCGCAGUUUAUGUCACCUUCGCCGUAGUGAUUGUGUAACCCAAAAUGUGACUUUCGGUGUGCCACACAUUAGUUGGAAGAACAUUCAAGACGUGCGAGAACACGACGAUGUAGGAGGGGGAUACUAAUUUCCAUCCUCCCGGACUCGUGCAUCAAUGGGAAAUGGGAGAACGCGCGGCAAACGGAAUGAAGCAAUCGAUUUUCCAACUUUGUGAAAUACCUGAGACAUCGGAAUGUUUUCCUCAUUUUCCUUAUUUUCAUCCCGCUCACUUCCGCAAAAUGCUCCCCCUUUCUGUGGGGAGGUUACUGGGAGGACUUGUUUAUACGGCAUUUCGCUCAUCUGUGCGGCCUAUUGCCGAGAGCCCAGACCGGGCGGGAGGGCUGAUUGAAAUCACCGAUACUGAUCAGAAAACAAGCUUCCUGCUGCCCCAUCUCCACUAUCCCCAGCACCAUCACCAGCAUUAAAGAUGGUGGUACAAAGGUCUGGGCAAAAUGGUCUUCCACUCCCCGCCUGCUGCGAUGGGCGCUUUUGUUGUGCCGGGGAGAGGAAGAUUUGCUUGCUGCGAUGUUGCAAUAACAUUUGACCGACUGAAAACUCAUAAUCCGCGCCGGAAGAGAAGCGAUUGCCGAAGAUGUGUGUGAAAUGUUUAAAAAACGGACCUGCUGCAAUUCCUGCUGCAACUGCAUUUAAAGCGCGUUUAGCACGCGGUAUUACAUUGUUGUACAGUUGAUAAGUGAUUAGUGGUGGAGGUGGUCGGAGGGUUGUUUGUUUUCCGUCCGUUUUGCAAUGUCGUGUAAUGGUGCGAGCAAAUCGAACGUUUGCUGCGGUAGGAUGUAAAUUAGCAGAGCAAGCGAAGAGAGGUACAAAACGUAGCCCCACGGCGGCAGCGAGCCAGUGUUUUUCCAUUCCCUUUUGGUGUGGCGCUGGGGUUAGAUUGUUCUGGCACUUUUCCCCCCCGACUGGCGCUACUUCCAGUAGAAAAGCCCCCUUACUUUGAUAGAACGUUUGGUGGCGUGUGCGAGCGACCAUUGCCCACACCAUUGUGUUGGUGGUGGUGGUGGUAUGAGAGAAAACUGUGCGGAGAGAGUGCGGAAGGAGAGCGAGGGGAGGGUUGGGGGGAGAAUGCAUUUUCCCGACCCGUUAUUACAUAACAGCUGAUCUCGUGCAUAACACAUUCUCGCCCCUUUCUCUCUCUCUUUCUCUCUUUCUAUCUCACCUGCUUGCCUGCUCUUUCUCACACACAGUCACAAUCACACAAACACACACAUAUGCAUAUAUGCUCAUUUGGCUAGCAGUUUGCUCUCUAUCGCUCUUUCCGUGUCGUUCUUGAGCGAGCACAUUGACUUUCCCGGCCUUUGAGAUGAUGGGAGGGCGGUUGGGAGAGGAAUUUUCCCAUUCAUCGUAGUAGUAGUAGUAUUAGUAGUAGUAGUGGUAGCUUUCCAUACGGUGGCCAAUGUUUUUCUUCGAUUUACUCACACAAACAAGCACACCCAUCAACACGGUUACCGGAGCCGGAGAAAAUGCGUGUUUUGUCAUUCGUCAGUUUGUCGUUACCGUUACAUACUUGGAUUAUUUUCAAUCCGGCACUCGCGGCGGAGAAGAAAACGCGCAAAAGAACUUUCUUGAAGAAUCAUAACUAGUUUCGAGUGUACAUGUGAGCGUGUGAGUGUGUGCGUUUGUAAGUUAACCAGAGAGAAAGAGUAGUAGUGUUCUAGAAGCUAGCCUGACCAUCCCUAUCGAACUCCACCCAUCAACGCUACCAAUAACUCCACCGAAACACCAACUCUGGUGACCCAAAACAUCUCCAAAACCGUGCAAUAGUGUACAUGCCCCCCGAUCCCCCUUUUCCCGUACGAGCAAUUCCAGACCGAAACCCUCCGAUCGAGCUUUGAAUGAUUCUAUCCGAUCACGACCCGCAAGCCGACAGCACACAUCGUUCAAGAUAGCACCGGAAACUGUCCGGAACAGUGCGAGAAGACCCGUGUUACCCAGCGAAAGGGGAAAAGCAACGAGAGCGAGAGCCCUAAGAAGCCCGGCACCACCGGUUCGAAGGACACCUCGGCAGGCAAUGGCGAAGGGUGCAAAAAGGAAGACCAAAUGGGUGUCCUUGUCGCUGGCCAACGCAAACACCAAAACCUCGAAUGCGACCGGCUCGGAUAGCGAACAGACGCAGGUCCACCACCACCAGCAACAGCACCAUGGAGAAGGACACAGGCACAAAAUGCACAAUGGCGCUACUAGUCUAGCUGCAAAGGUCGGAAAAGAGUUUGCACCUAGAACUGAUGUAAUAAUAGAAGAGCAGCAGCAGCAGCAUCAGCAGAAGGAAAUGCAAGGAAAUGAGCGUGUGCAGGAGCAAAGUGGGAAUCGAACCGACACCAGCACCGGCAGCGACUGUGUGGCAGGCUCGGAACGACGUCCCAUCGGUUCCUACCAUAGACGUCGACCUCCUCCGUACAACAACUCGCGAACCAGCUGGAGCGGAGGAGCGGCGUCCACCGGAUCGAACAAUGGCCGCAGCGGCCAUUACCACCGUAACGGUUACUAUGGUAAUGGGGGUGGAUAUUAUGGCGCGGGCAAACGAUCGCACUACGAGCACUACCCACGACGGCAGCAACCAUCGGCCAGCACGAACAGAACGACCUCCGGCGAGGGAGGAGAAACAGGAGGAACUACGAUUAACGACGAUGAGUACACCCGAAUAACAACCCCACGACAGGACGUGCUCUUCAAGAAGGGCUACCUGUCCCGUCCGAAGCCUUCGGUCGCGACGGCCAGUACGUCGAACACGGGCUCCAGCUCGAUCGCGGCCACCACCAGCGAGGGCAGCGAUGGGGGCAACGGAGGCAGCAACAGCAUUUCCACGACGGAAUCCAUCACGUCCGAGUACGGUGGGUCGUAUGCGGCCGACGGCAGCCAGCUGAUUGACUAUUCCUACCCCUGCAUUCCGUGCGGCUACUUCACGGAAACGGGCGUACUUGUGAUGAAUGGUUUUGCUGUAGACAACAAUGGCUUUUCGUACUUUAACGGUGGCCAGACGUACAUCUACCCACCGAACUACAACAACUGCCAACCGUCACCGCCGACAGACACGACGUCCGCCGGGGACCAAACGACGGAUUCGAUGCUUUACGCAAAUGACAAUGCAACGGACGAAACGAACGCGAACGAAUCGACUGAUCUGCUGGAUGGAUCGUCUCCGAACCAUGCGCCACCGGUCGGUGAUGUUGAGGCUGUGGCGCAGUACGACAGCAACACAGCUGCCGUUGUCGCUUACGGUGAGUGCGGUGACACCGCCGGUGAUGGUCAGUUCUACGCGAACGGUGCCCUUCCCACGCUGGAGCAGGUGCCGGAAGAGAUCAUUCCGAACGGCGAACCACAGCUGGCCGGGGAGCUGAUGGCCGCUGAUGCUGCUGCUGCUGCUACUGCUGCUGGCGCAGUGUGUGACGUGCAGGAGCCGCAGGACUACUCGGAGAAUGGGUUCUUCCCGUACACGAAUGGGUACGAUUUCGCUCAGUUCUACAAUUCGCUUUGCUAUCCCAACUGGUUCAUGGAACAGUGCCGCAUGUACGAUGAUGCUGGUUUACCAUUAUACUGCGGUGGCGAGUACGCUAUGACAAAUGAGGAGGUCUACGGACAUCAGCCGAGCUUUAAGAAGCGCAAAAAGCGGUUCCGUACCUUUGAGGAGAUGCCGGCAGUAAACGGUAACUCUUAUGACGUUGGAAACGCCACAUCUGCAAUGAUGCUUGAACCCAACGCUACCGGUAGCGAGACUACCGAAUGUGUGCCAGAAAGCCAAGUUCCUUCUAAAGAUGCGCCUCUUCAGUCGUAUCAACUAAAUGCCGACGUGCAGGAGUUCCAACCUGCUGCACUGCCGGUGGCCAACUCACUUCCAAACGCCGCCAAGAUUGGAGACGUCUGUACCACGUCGAACGACAAAGUGGUUCAUCACAGCACCAAGCCAGGCAACGCUCAACCAGUGGCGAGAAGUCGUCAUCCAGUAGCACCAAAAGCUUCAAAAUCUACGUCCAAAGUAGUAGCGGCUGUGCCUGCUGCUGCCCAAGCUGCCGUUACUUCAGAGUCAGCUACAGCACCAAACUCAUCUCCAGUGCCAGUUGGUGGAAAGCCAACGUCCAGCAAAGCUAACCGCAAGAAGGAUUUGAUCGAGUCGACGCUUGCCUUCGCCGCCCAGAACAUUGAUCUCACGCGCCCGAAAGCGGCUGCAUCGGUGUCCCACGAGAGCGACCUGUGCUGGAGCACCAUCGAUCGGAAUGGCCGGAAGAAGCGUGUUGCAUCGGAGCUGCCGGAGCAGGAUGCGGUCACUGCGCCUGGAGCGGAGAAGGAAUCUGCUGCGGAAGAGCGCGCGAACACGAAACACACGAACGGCGACACAGUGCAGCCAGUUGCACCGACACAAGCUGCGCCUACUACGGUAGAAUGUUCCACGGUGCCGGACGCGAACGGUAACCGGGAGCAGCCAACUAAGAGUAAGAAAAAGACACACAAGCACAAAAGACAGCAGCUCCGGAAGUCGGUGGGCAACUUCAGCAAGCAACCGCUGGAAGGAUUUCAGCUAAUCGAGCCGGAAUUUUCGUCCUCGGCGGCGGGACACCGCCGUGGACGAAGUGGUGAUAAGGCAGGACGUGCUGAGACGAUCACGCCGAAAGCUAGCAAUGAAGAGGCAACACAGAAUGUUGAAGUCAGCAAUGAGAAGCAGCCGUCCUCUGUGUCGGACGGCCUGGAGCAAGAAACGGCAUCAUGUGAGGGAGCUAGUCGCGUUAUUGAAGAGGUUGCAGAGGUUGCAACUACAGACGUGUAUUGUGAUAAGGAAAGCGAUGGUGUGCCAGCCGAAGUAUCGCCCACGGAAGAGAAUGUUGCGUUGGAGGUAGAGGAAUUAAUCGCUCAAAAAGUCAUCCCCUCGCUAGCUGUUGCUGUUGCGGUGGAGGAGAAAACUAAUCUAAACGAGACUGAGACUGAAAUGCACCACCAACAAACGAUGUCUGUGGACGUCGAGCAACUGGAAGACAAGGAACAGGAGCCAGAAGUUGAAGUUAUCGCCGAAGGAGUGAUUGAGGAGAGCAAAAAUGACUCCAAAUCGGUUGCUCAGGAACCUGAAGCGGUGGAAGAGGUGUUCAACCAUGUUGCCGAAGGAGAUGUUGAGAUUUUACAGGAGCCAACCGAGCUUGACAGCACACUUUGCGUAGAGGAACUCAUAGUUCCCCAUGAUCUCGAUGAGUCCAGCGCAGUUUUGUCCCUCCCGGUCGAACAGCACCAAACAAUGGACGUCCAGCUGACGAUCGACACGCACGUGCUUACCAGUGCUGCCAAACAGCUGACGAUCAGUUCCGUCAGCAGCCCCAAAUUGCCCACACUCGAAGAGGACGAAACGGAGGAGCAAGCCGACGGGGCGGAUGAUGGCAUUGGAUCGGAGGGUGACGACGCGCGUCCCAAGCGUGGCAGCGUCUCCGGCGCUGGAUACACCGAAAGCAUCGACUCGGGUCUACAGAGCCCGGCGCCGUGCGGUGGAGUUGCCUCGCCCGAAACCUCGUCCAUGGUGAGCUCAAUCGAAAGCCAACCGGCCAGCGGUGAAUCAAGCCAGUCCGCUCUGACCCAGGUGGUAGGUUCGUGGCUGUUGCGAAAGCUGGAAGUGCACGAAACCGAGGAGUUGUUUGUACUGCCGAGCAAUCCGCUGCUGAUUCAGCGUCUCGAGCGGUUCCACCAGCUGCAGCGCCGCGAACGCCGCGAGCGACUUCGGGGAGUGAUCACGUCCGAGUCGGAGGGGGAUGAAGAGGAAGAGUACGAUCUCGAGGGAGAGGACACGGACAGUGACUACAUGAGCGAUGGACAAGGAAGGCUAGAUCGCACACAGUCUGACGACGCCAACAGCUCCCAGCCGGGAUCGCCGCUUAACUCCACCCAGCAGGAAGGUGCUGACGCUGCGCCGAAAACUCUGCCCGAUGAUGCGGGGACACUGUUGGUCGGGCUGGAUGAAGGCAAGCGACAGGCGCCAGCCGUUCAUGCCAACGGGGAACACAAAUCCGCAGCAAUGGUGCAUCGGGCGGCCGACUCAAAGCGCUGCUCGAUCAUGUAGGGAUCGGCUUAACAUGACGCAGCCAGCCGCCGACACGCUCAUCAUCCUCACAUUAUACAUACACGUUACGCGCGAUGAUAACCUGAGCAGCCUGUCAUCCCCCACGAAACUCACACGUGACACACCGCUCAUUGCCUUUUUCCUUCAUGCUGAGAUAUUUCGUAAGAAGUUUUGAUCUAAGAUUUUCAUAAUCAUGCAAUUAGGUUGUUAAACACGGUACUAAUAGUAGGAGAAAGAAAAGGAAAGUAGAAGACACACAGCAGAACAUGAUCCUCAAGGGGGAAACAUGCACCCGACAGUACACCGUCACCCACUGUCGACCGAGUGUUUGUGUGUGUGUGAGAGUGAGCUUUCCGAUAUAACGAUAUCAAAUUGCGAAUCGCGAUACGGCGAUACGGUUAAUGUUAUUCGUAAAUUAGUAUACUAUGGCACUCGUACUAUAAUCGUACUCACCCCGCCCCUACAGCGUUCGUUCAUCGUAGAGCUGCUAACUGUUAAUAAACAGAGCUUCACGAAAAGAAGAAGAAGAAGGUUUAAAAAAAGAGAACUAAAAUGCACUUCCGUUACGGGGAGGUGGGGGGUUAAAAAAGAAAGGAUCGUCGGAUGAGCGCUCUUCUUCUGGCGCUAACUCAUGCUGUUGUUGUUUUAUUCGCCGCAACAUACAAAAUAAUCAGUUUUUAGAUUCUUUCUGCAUUCAUUAGACAGUUUUUCUUUGUUUUUUGUUUUGUUUUCUAGAAGAAGGAACACACCCAAUGCUCCCGCUCUCGCCUAAAAACACUCGAUUAAAGCGCAUUGUUUAAUGCACAUUGUUGAACGUAAUUCUUGCUAGAGGAUAUAUAACUAUUAAUAAUAACGAAUAAAUGAGUUGCAUGCCUGCAAAAGCAAGCAAUUUAAACGCUGCAGAUGUAACUGCAGUAGGAAAUAAAUUAAUAUAAAAAAAACAGCAGAAAAAAAACAAACACAAAAUGCCACAAUAAAACUGAAUAAACAUUGAAAAAAGAAACA